AUGGGUGGUCGAGUUGGAAGUCGUGUUCGAUUGGUGUCAGAGCGCCGUCUAACUUUCUUCAUUUUUUUGUGUUUACGCUUUGUGUAACGUGUCCAUAAAUAAUCAUGUUAAUAUAGAAUAGUUAGGUUGCCUUGUUCCUUGAGGCGAAAGAACUCCGCAGGAGCCAAAGCCUCUCUAAACCAUACUAACAACAACAUUGCCUUGUUCCAUAUCAGGACACAUGUUCAACACCUAUGGCCUCUGUAAAAGCCCCUUUGUUGGAAAAUGCCGAGAUGUUCGAUCAAGAAGAUAUUCAUCAGGAAAACAAAGUUUCAAAUCAGCUUUUACAUCCAUACGUGACUCUGUUUCAUGUUCUAUUCCGAAUGGCUGCUAUUAUUUCAUAUUUAUUAUGUGGUUGGUUUAGCGACAGUUUUAUAUUUAGCUUUGUAUUUGUUGUGUUGAUGCUAUCGGCCGAUUUUUGGACAGUGAAAAACAUAACUGGUCGCCUACUCGUUGGGCUGCGUUGGUGGAACUAUGUAGAUGACAAAGGUGUAUCAAAUUGGAUUUUUGAGACAAAGGGUCAAAGCUCAUCCAACUUAAAUUAUGCUGAAAAACAAAUUUUCUGGAUUGCGCUCAUAGCCUGCCCAAUUGUAUGGACGGGUUUCUUCGUUAUUGCAAUGUUUGGUUUGAAAUUCAAAUGGAUGCUGCUGGUGCUAAUAGCUCUUGUUUUAAACGGAGCAAAUCUAUACGGUUACAUAAAGUGCAAGUUUGGUGUAACUGCUGAUAUAAGUACCACUACGACCAAUUUUGUCAAAAGACAAGUUUUAAAAAAAGCAGUAAAUUUCAUGGCCUCUAAAAACAACGACCCUGUCAAUGGUACAUCUCGGGACAAUGAGCAACCUAACCCUCAGUCUAUUAAUACGUAACAAAUUUGGUUGAUUUGAUACUACAAUGAGCUUUUUACAAUAAUUUUCUGCUCUAAUAACUUCAACCUUUCCUAGGUAAAUUGUAAAUCGUGUAAGAAAAUGUGCGUAAAAUAAAACAAAAAUGAACAUUUCUUCAACUA
Messenger RNA from Anopheles arabiensis, 1045 nucleotides. RefSeq lists its product as uncharacterized. Gene Ontology annotation, biological process: vesicle-mediated transport; protein secretion. The transcript has 4 exons. Lineage: Eukaryota; Metazoa; Arthropoda; Insecta; Diptera; Culicidae. Gene Ontology annotation, cellular component: Golgi membrane. The record is from RefSeq and is a predicted model, not a curated record. The coding region runs from base 234 to 905 and encodes 223 amino acids.